AUGUCUACACUCUUAGGAUUCACCGACCCGUUCGCAGACCUGCUCGACAUGCAGAGGCAGAUGGACCGCCUCAUGAGCGCCUUCACCGCCACCACGACCGCCGCGCCCGUGGCGACUAUCACCGGCGCGCCCCAGCUGACCACCGCCACCAGGGCGAGGGCGAGGUGGUCGCCGAACCUCGACGUGUGGGAGACCGAACAGUCGAUCGUGAUCCACGCCGAGCUGCCCGGCUGCAACCUCGACGACAUCAAGCUGAGCGUGACCGGCGACAACCGGCUCGUGCUCGAGGGACACAAGCGCACCCGGCCCGCCGCCGAGAAGAUGGAGGAGAUGGAGGAGAAGAAGGAGAAGAAGAAGAUGGAGGAGGAGAGGUGGGUCCGUCGCGAGCGGUUCGAGGGCGACUUCUACCGCACGCUGCUGCUCCCGGCGGGCGUCGAGGCCCGCCAGAUCCGGGCCGACUACGCGAACGGCGUGCUCGAGGUGGUCAUCCCGAAGCCGACCCGGGAGCGCGGCGCCAAGCGGCAGACCAUCGACAUCAAGGAGGGCGGAGGCCUCGUGGCCAAGCCGCAGCCGCAGCCGCAGGCGCUGCAGGUCGAGCAGCAGCCCAAGGUCGAGAAGAAGAGGGCCGAAGAGGAGAAGCAGGAGGAGGAGCGCGUAGAGGCCCAGCCGCCGCCGCAGCAGUUCGAGAAGAAGGAAGAGGAGAAGAUGGAGGCGAAGGAGGAGGAGAAGAAAGAGGAGAAGAUGGAGCAGCCGCAGCUCGAGAAGAAGGAGGAAGUGGAGCAGCCCCCGUUCGAGAAGAAGGAAGAGGAGAAGAAGAUGGAGGCGAAGGAGGAAGAGAAGAAGGAGGAGAAGAUGGAGCAGCCGCCGCUGGUCGAGAAGGAGGAGGUGAAGGAGGCGGAGCGCGUAGAGCCUCAGCUGCCGCCGCUUGAGAAGAAGGAGGAAGAGGCGAAGCCUACCGAGGAGGGCAAGCAGGAGACCAUCGAGAUCAAGACACCGGAGGAGACCACAACCGCCGAGCAGCCGCAGGUCGAAAAGAAGGAGGAGCGCGUCGAGGUUCAGCCGCCGCAGCUCGAGAAGGAGGAGGAAGAGGCGAGGCCUGCUGAGGAGGGCAAGCAGGAGACCAUCGAGAUCAAGACCCCCGAGGAGGCCACGACCGCCGAGCAGCCGCAGGUCGAGAAGACGAAGGAGGAGGAGGAGAAGGAGCGCGUAGAGGCUCAGCCGCCGCAACAACCGCAGAUGGAGCAGCCGCAGGUGGAGGCGAAGGAGGAGGAGCGCGUGGAGGCUCAGCAGCCGCCGCAGCUCCAGGCCGAGAAGGAGGUGCCGAUCGAGCCGACCAAGGAGGAGGAGAAGGAGCGCGUCGAGGUUCAGCCGCCGCAGCUCGAGAAGAAGGAGGAGCAAGAGGCGAAGCCUGCAGGGGAGACCAUCGAGAGCAAGGCCACCCUCCUCGAGGAGCAGCAGCAGCAGGAGAAGCCCCAGGAGGAGGGCUACGCGCCCACGACACAGGGCGAGCGCAGCAUCUUCAUCGGCGAAGGCGAGGCCCAUUGA
This is a messenger RNA of Acanthamoeba castellanii str. Neff, 1545 nucleotides long. RefSeq names its product Hsp20/alpha crystallin superfamily protein. Gene Ontology annotation, biological process: protein complex oligomerization; response to hydrogen peroxide; response to heat. Lineage: Eukaryota; Discosea; Longamoebia; Acanthamoebidae. The record is from RefSeq and is a predicted model, not a curated record. The transcript has a single exon. Bases 1 to 1545 code for a protein of 514 amino acids.